Molecule: messenger RNA, 1450 nt
Organism: Dermacentor silvarum
Lineage: Eukaryota; Metazoa; Arthropoda; Arachnida; Ixodida; Ixodidae
Product: endothelin-converting enzyme 1-like
Exons: 2
Coding region: 8-1444 (478 amino acids)
Biological process (GO): protein processing
Cellular component (GO): plasma membrane
Molecular function (GO): metalloendopeptidase activity
Source: RefSeq, a predicted model, not a curated record
AGACAGGAUGCGGCUCUCCGGAAGUUACGAAGGGUUCUACGCCGACACCAUCGCGAUGUACACGGGACAGAGCAGCAGGCCGAGUGACUCGGAGUUCAAGAAGUUCGAGGACGUGGAGAGCGUAGUGCUGGAGAAGCUCGUUUACUCCGGUAGGGCCCGCGCAGACUACGUGCACCAUCCGCGCACCGUGAGCGAGCUCCAGGCUUCCACGCCGAAUGUGAAACCCGGGGUGUGGCAGACUCUGGUCACCGAUGACUUCGGACUUGCAACAACGGCAGAGGUUAGAGUUCGCAAUCCGGAGUAUCUGAAGCGCUUCGACGACGUCCUCGGGGAAGUAGUAGAACGAGAUCUGCACUUCUACCUCGACUGGUGCGUGUUGCUAGCGAUGGGUCGAUUCAUGAGCGCGUCUCUCUCGAACUUGUGGUACGCCGGGGCGGCGUCGACCCGGGACCCGACGGUGAGCGGUGACCCGUCUUUCAGCACACCCAGUGCGGCCGACUGCCUGCAGCUGACGGAGUCCCUGCUCGGCUGGUCGCUGUUCCAGCACUUCACGGUGGCCAAAGUCGACCCGAGCGUCUUGAACAGCGUGAAAGCCAUGGCGGACACAAUCGGCACAGGUCUCGUCAGGCUACUAGAAGUUGCACCCUGGCUCAGCCUAAAGGAUCCUUCGCACUUAAUCGAGGCCUUCGUAACUAAGGCCGACUUCGAAGACGUGCUUUAUCAGAGCUCGCGGUUUUCAGUGCCGGGCACGCUGUCCGCGGCGUUGGCUAACGUGAGCGACAUGCACCCUUCGUCGUUCUUCACGAACUGGAUGAACGCCGCCACGACGACUGCCCGGCUUCCCAAAAGCACUUGGGAGCAGGUUUCAACCAGCUACAUCGCGGACAUCAGAAACAACGACCACUUCGUCGCCUUCGACUCGGCAAGCCAGUUCGUACGCAUCCCUCCUUACUUCGCCAUGGUUCCCGUGUUCCACCGGGACGUCACCGACAGCGCCAACUACGGUGGCCUGGGCGCGGUUCUCGGAGCCGCGUCCAUUCACCUUCUCGUGUCUAGGCUGUCGCGCAACGAAUCCCUAGCUCCGCUGCUCGCCGAAGCUGGCAGGCGACUGGACUGCUACGCCGAACCAGCGGCGGAAAACAUGACGGCGGCGGUUCCACGCGAACGCCUGUACCUCGCCGCCUCGCUGCCCGCCGUCUGGGAGACGUACCAGAACCGCAAGCUCCUCGGCAUAGGCGAUCACCGAGGGCUGAGGGACUUCUCGAGCGAGAAGUCCUUCUUCGUGACGCUGUGCUAUUUGCUCUGCGACGGCCGAGACGCACCGGAAGCUGCUGAGCUGGCCUGCAACGCGGCCGUCAAGAACAUCAAGGCUUUCAGUAUCGCCUACCGCUGCAAAAAGGAGACACCCAUGCACCCGAGGCACAAGUGCCAGCUGUUCAAAUAGAUGGAA